AUGACUGCCUCUCAGCCAGCCUCACCAACCGGCCAGCAGUCCCAAGCCAUCCCCUGUGGCCUGGAAAGGGAAACCGCUCCUCGCCGCUGGGGGGCGCCAUGGAGCCCGGGCCAGAAGCUGCGCGGCCCACCGGGACCCACGGACCCGGCCUGGGUGCAGCGGGUCCUGUCUGACAGGCACCGCUUGGCAACCGGGCGCUGGGGUCCCACAUCCCCCAACGGGGCUGCCCUAGACUCUCAGAGCCUUGGGCUGGAGGUUGGUGGCGAGGAGCGGAGCCGCCCCGAUUCCUCCCCAAACUUUUCCCGUCCGCUUGGACGCACUAGAAGACCGAUGUCUCCCCGGGGUGGUGCGGGGUCCUCGCGAGCCGAGCGGCGUGCCCUGCACCGUGGUGGUGUGCAGAAGAAGUAUCGGGGCUGCCCCGCGGCCGGCGAUUCAGCCCCUCCCUGCCCUCCACCAACUCCGGAGCCUGUCCCGGUCCCUAAAGAGAACAGACCGCGCCCCCUUCACCCCGGAACCCCGACUUCACCGUGGCACCGGGGCGCGCCCCCAACUCACCGAGCGCGGGCGUCUGGACGCACGGGCUGCGCGCGGGGCGAGGCGCCGGCUGUUUUGAAGCUCGGGGCAGGGACUGCGGCCUCCUCCGCCUCCCCGGCCGGGCCUCCUCCCCGAGGCCCCCUCCUUUCCGAGCCCGCCUCCCGGGCCGUGAUGUCAGGAGCAGCCGAGCCCAGGGGGCGGGAUCGCGGAGCACCGCAGGGGACCCCCCCACCCCACAGUCUCCACCCCGCGCCCUGCGGAAAGUUCAAGGCGGAGUCGGUAUAG
Messenger RNA from Nannospalax galili (Upper Galilee mountains blind mole rat), 819 nucleotides. Its product is annotated as nascent polypeptide-associated complex subunit alpha, muscle-specific form-like. The transcript has 2 exons. The record is from RefSeq and is a predicted model, not a curated record. Bases 1 to 819 code for a protein of 272 amino acids. NCBI's taxonomy places the organism in Eukaryota, Metazoa, Chordata, Mammalia, Rodentia, Spalacidae.